CGAGAAGCCCUGUGUCCUCGAGCUGAUGGAUGACGAUAUACAUGAGGCCCUGGAGGAGCUGCGACUGGUACUUGGCACUCCACAGAGCAGCUCUGCCUUCGGGGCUGCAGUGGGCGAGCAAAAUGAAACUCUGAUAAAGAUCCAGGACGAUGCUGACAAAGCUGUUAUCAAAUUUGGAGAAACCAAAUUUAGUGUCACUGAGCCCAGCAAACCAGGAGAGUCCGUGGUCGUCAAAAUUCCAGUGGUCCGCCAAGGAGACACUUCAAAGGUUUCCAUUGUGAGAGUCCACACCAAAGAUGGCUCGGCCACCUCCGGAGAGGAUUAUCACCCCAUGUCAGAAGAAAUCGAGUUUAAGGAAGGGGAAACCCAGCACAUCAUUGAAAUUGAAGUCGUCUUCGACGGGGUAAGAGAGAUGAGGGAGGCCUUCACUGUUCACCUAAAACCAGAUGAAAAUAUGGUGGCAGAGACGCAGGCAACCAAGGCCAUUGUAUAUAUAGAGGAAGUCAACAGCAUGGCGGAUGUCACCUUUCCCUCUGUCCCUCACAUUGUGUCCUUGCUGAUAUAUGAUGACACUUCCAAAGCCAAGGAGAACACUGGGCCUGUGUCUGGCUAUCCCGUUGUCUGCAUUACGGCUUGCAACCCCAAAUAUCCAGACUACGACAAAACAGGCUCUAUUUGUGCCAGCGAGAACAUCAAUGACACUUUGACCCGAUACCGGUGGCUGAUCAGCGCUCCUGCUGGCCCGGAUGGUGUGACCAGCCCUUUGAGAGAGGUGGACUUCGACACCUUUUUCACAUCAUCCAAAACGAUCACGUUAGACUCCAUAUACUUUCAGCCUGGUUCCCGGGUACAGUGUGCGGCUCGUGCAGUGAACGCCGAUGGGAAUGAAGGCCUGGAACUGAUGAGCCCCAUCGUCACCAUCGACAGAGAGGAAGGUCUCUGUCAGCCCCGUGUGCCUGGAGUCGUGGGGGCGGAGCCAUUCUCAGCUAAAUUGCGCUACACUGGUCCCGAGGACCCAGACUUUGCAAAUCUCAUCAAGCUCACCGUCAAGAUGCCACAUAUAGAUGGGAUGCUGCCCAUCAUCUCCACGAGAGAGCUGUCCAACUUUGAGCUGACCCUCAGCCCUGAUGGCACCAGAGUUGGGAACCACAAAUGCUCCAACCUGCUGGACUACAAUGAAGUGAAGACCCACCAUGGCUUCCUGACUAAUGCCACGAAGAACCCAGAGGUCAUUGGAGAGACCUAUCCUUACCAGUACAGUGUGCCGGUCAGGGGCUCCAAUACCUUACGAUUCUACCGAAACUUGAAUCUGGAAGCCUGCCUAUGGGAGUUCGUCAGCUACUAUGACAUGUCGGAGCUCCUGGCAGACUGUGGAGGCACCAUCGGGACGGAUGGCCAGGUCCUAAACCUCGUGCAGUCCUACGUGACCCUUCGAGUUCCUCUGUACGUUUCCUACGUGUUCCAUUCCCCCGUGGGGGUGGGAGGCUGGCAGCAUUUCGACUUGAAGUCGGAACUCCGGCUCACAUUUGUGUACGACACUGCCAUCUUGUGGAACCAUGGGAUCGGUAGCCCGCCGGAAGCUGAACUCCAAGGUUCUCUGUAUCCAACCAGCAUGCGCAUUGGUGAGGAGGGACGCCUGGCUGUGAACUUCAAGACAGAGGCCCAGUUCCAUGGCCUGUUUGUGCUGUCACACCCUGCCUCCUUUACCAGCUCCGUGAUCAUGUCUGCUGACCACCCAGGCCUCACUUUUUCCCUCCGCCUCAUACGGAGUGAACCAACCUAUAAUCAGCCGGUCCAGCAAUGGAGCUUUGUGUCAGACUUUGCAGUCCGGGACUACUCAGGCACUUACACGGUAAAGUUGGUGCCCUGCACUACCCCACCCAACCUGGAGUACCAUCUGCCUGUCACCUGCAACCCCAGAGAACCUGUCAUCUUCGACCUUGACAUUCGAUUCCAGCAGGUCAGUGACCCAGUGGCAGCCGAGUUUAGUCUGAACACUCACAUGUACUUGCUGUCUAAGAAGAGCCUCUGGUUGUCUGAUGGAUCCAUGGGAUUUGGGCAAGAGAGUGACGUUGCUUUUGCAGAAGGGGACAUGAUUUAUGGUCGUGUCAUGGUGGAUCCUGUCCAGAACCUUGGUGACUCCUUUUACUGCAGCAUUGAAAAGGUGUUCUUAUGUACAGGGGAUGAUGGCUAUGUGCCAAAGUACAGCCCAGAGAAUUCAGAAUACGGCUGCCUGGCUGAUUCUCCCUCACUCUUACACAGAUUUAAAAUCGUGGAUAAGGCUCAGCCUGAGACACAAGCUACCAGCUUUGGAGAUGUUUUGUUUAAUGCCAAGCUGGCAGUGGAUGACCCUGAAGCCAUUCUCUUAGUGAAUCAGCCUGGAUCGGACGGGUUUAGAGUUGACUCAACCCCACUCUUUCAGGUUGCUUUGGGCCGAGAAUGGUAUAUACACACCAUCUACACCGUCAAGUCAAAGGACAACAGCCAUCGAGGGAUUGGCAAGAGGAGCCUGGAGUACCAGUACCACUCUGUGGUGCAUCAGGGGCAGCCCCUGGCAGCUACCAAGAGCUGGAAGAAGAGAGCAAUCAGGAGCGCACCCUCACUGGCACGGGAAAUAGGUGCUGAGAACAAUCGGGGAACAAAUCUCCAACAUAUCUCCCUGGACCGCCGUGACAGGAGGCAGGUCCCCCAUGGAAGAAUCCCUCCUGAUGGCAUCCUGCCCUGGGAGCUCAAUAGUCCCGGCUCUGAAGUCAGCCUUGUCACUGUCUUGGGAGGCAUCGCUGUGGGACUGCUCACCGUCUGCCUGGCUGUGGCUGCAGCCAUCCUGUGCCGGAAGAAGAAUAUCAAGGGUAAGGAGGCUCCCCAGGGCUCUGGAAGCAGCAAGCCCAUGAUGCCCCCACAGAACCACUACAGUGACAGCUCAGAGGUGUGAUAACCUCCUCUUCAUACGCCUCAGAAAAGACCAUGGAAGAACCCCAACUGUUUGGGACCAGCCACAGAGAACUGGGGACUUCCUGUGACAAAAGGUGCUCAGAGAUUCUGACUGUGUUCAAAGAUUUUGAUUUAAACUCCACUGUAUCAUACACACAUCAAAAGACAAAUUCAGGCCGCAUCUUUCCCACUGCCCAGAAGGCAUCCAGGAUGUUUUAGAGCCUUGGAUGGCUGUCAGGAGAGGUGUUUCUUGUUUUGGGCAUCAGUGGAGGUGAGCCGACUCAAAGGUGCUAAAGGACUUUCUGGGAAGUCUGAGAGAAGUUGUUACUGCUCUAUCAUUACAUUGGUGUGGACUUGGAAGAUGCAGUUAUCACAUUGCUUAUUCACUAUAUAACUGAAAGGUUUUCAUUGGUAGUCUGGAAGAGUGAUGGACACGCUAUUAUGACAAGUUUUCUAAUCCAUGAAGACAGCAUGAAGUCAUGACCAGGGCUAGCUCAACCCACAAAUCACUUCUUCCUGUUGGGAAAACAUAGAAGGAAUGAGUAGAAAAAAAGGAAAACUCCUCAUUUGGAUCUGAAUUGUUUCUCAUUCUCCUCAGACCUCCUUUGUCUUGCUUGCUUAUUUAACAUUAAAUUAAACCAAAGAAUAUAUUAAUUCUGGAGAUGAUUUUUAAGAGACUGAUAUGUUUGGUAUAUAGUAGCAGCCACGCUCUUGCUAAUCAGCCUCACUGGUGCCCAGCCUUAGUGAGGAGUGAGAGAGCCGUAGACUUGAUGACGAAGAGAUGCCACAGGGUUAGAGUCACCAUAGGACAAUGUUCUUAAGAACUGAGCCUAGAUGUUUGCAGUAUGUAUUGAACCCAUAAAUAACGAGAAACAUCUUUACCAAUGGUGAAGGGUGAAAGCAGUACUGAUUAACGUGCUAUGUGCAACCAGAAUGCCUCUGAGGCACGCUAUCUAGAACAGUGACAGCAAACGACGUUAGCACUCAGAUUAACACCCACACGACAACAGCCAGUGCUUGUACCAGCCCUAGAAAAUCAUAUUAGGUUUACAUCUGUUUAAAUAAUGGGAAUCUCUAUACAUGUCACUCUGGAAAUUGUCUUGGAGGUGGCGGGUGCUGUCAAUCAUACUGUUCAUUGAUCCAGGAAGAGAACAUAUCGGUAUAGUCUCUCCAGUUCAGAGAGCCGGUGCUAUGAGAUCCCCCUCUGGGACUUUAUCUGGUGUGUCACUUUGCUUAUUCACUGUGCAAAAGCUUCCUUGGCACUGCCUAUCUCUUCAGAAAUGUGAUUUUACCCUACGUCAGAAAUUCUCUUUAGAAGGGAGGCAUUUCAGCAGAGUAAUGGCCACCUCCCUAAAACCUAGUAAAUAGAGUUCAUACAAAAAUAAAGUGCCUUUGUUCUUAAACCUAACCCUCCAGAGCUGCAUGGAGUCCCUUGCACUUAAGCCACACCCUGGCCAAGCUGGGCAUCCUGGUAGAACAGAGAUAUUUGGAAGGCAAACUUCAUCUCUGUCAUUCCUGUAUGUCAGUGGGUGUCUGUGAGUACCAAGCAUCUCUCCAUUGAGAAAGGAGAGCUACACUGUCCUGGAGGAGAGGAAGUAAGUGUCUGAUGCCUGCUUCCCUUCCCAUCCAGUGUCUUCCAAGGGAGGAGGUAGACUCCAGUGUCCUUCUAUUGGGGAACUUAUCAAGUUCUCUCUACAACUCAAAGGUUCCCCCAGAGAGCUCACAGGAACAGAAAGUACCAUCUGUCCCAGGGGUCAGAUCAUAUGCUUUGUUAUCAACCUUUCUUUGUUGUACUUCCGGCAGACGCUCAGCCCCAUGCUUGGCUAUCUCACCAUUUGGGAAUUAAUGAGAUGCCAACAGCAUAGGAAUUUUGACUACUUAGCUUUGGUUCAACUUCUGAAGGCUGUUAGAGCGAGUGUUCUCGGUUGGCUGUCUGUCACCAGUAGUUGAGAGCUUCCGAGUCUGACUACCCUGUGGUCCGCAGGUCAGGAAGUGAAUAUAGUAAUUUGUGACGCAUCAUUAUAACACAUGUUUUAGACAGGCAGCUUCUAUGCCAAGUUUCAAUCAACCUUCUGUUGUUCUAAUGCAGCUAUUGUCUAUAAAUUAGAUGGUAUAGUAAAUACAAAAUAAGUCUAUCCUCCCCCAAUAGGAAAUGUCAGUAUUCUUUCUCUCUCCCCCACCCCUUCCCUGUCUUCUUUCAUUUGUACUUUUUCAUAAUUUUAAAAAUAUCUAUUUACUAAAUAUACUGCUUAAAAUACAGUCAUUGUUUAAAAAAUCUUUUCAAUAGGAAAAAAUGUUUUUCUAAAUAAAAUCCUUGUUUCCAGUAUUUUUUUAAAUAUUCUGAUACUUUGAGAACAAAUACACAAAGUAACUUCCCACAGAGAAUAGGAAGUCAGCAAUUAUAGCUCUUGGUUUCCUCCAGACCUCCUGAUACAGACCAACAUCUGGUUGAUAUUACACACUAAAAGGUAAAUGUAAAAAUAAAUGUUACUAUGAGCGGCUCUCGUAAGCAUAUGAACAAGAAAACAUUAAAAUCUGAGAGUAAUGGGGCUGGAGAUAUGGCUCAGCAGGGAAGUAUGCACAAAAUAAUAAUAUACAGUCAGUCCUGGGGGUCAUACUAGGACUCAUACAUGCUAAGUGACGCUACCUCUGACCUACAGCCCUCAACCCUUUCCUAACGUUUUGAUUUGAGGCAGUCUAAAAGGUUGCCCUGACUAGCUGUGAACUUGCUCUUUAGCUCAGGCUAGCCUGGAACUUUCAGUCUUCCUGCCUCAGUCUCCCAUGUAGGGAGGAUCAUAGGCCUGCAACAGUACUGCCCUGUCAUCUAAGAUUGCUCAUCCAUUCUGAGCGAUGGCUGGACAUCAGGCUACUCACCUUGUCUCUGGGCAGCUGGUAAUCAGGUAAGGCUUUGUCUUUGGAGGAAUGAGUCAAGAUGGAACAGAAUUCCUUCUAGAUGGGAACACAGAGGCAUGUACGUCUGUGACCCACAAUGAAAACUUCUUAGAACAUCAGCAUUCGAUUCCACUUUUUUAACCUUAUAGAUAAUAGCAAAUCCCGUAUGAGCACUGUGAGUGAAGACCCAUACACAGCCUGGCGUUUGUAAAGACUCCAUGUAUACUCAAAGCCAAGGGAGCCCCUAUGAGCAGCAAGAAGGUUCUAUGAAGCCACCUCACUGUGAGUUCUUUCCCACGGUAAAAAUUUCAAAGUCAAUAUUUAAACAUGUAAAGGUGGCGGAUCAUAACUUUAAUCUCAGCACUCAGGAGGCAGAGGCAGGUGGAUCUUAAUGAGUUUGAGGCCAGCCUGAUCUAUAUAGUGAGGUCCAGGACAGCCAGGGCUAUGUAGAGAGACCAUGUCAAAAAUAAAAAUUAGAAAAAAAUUAAUGUAAAAAUGGCUGGGUAUGGUGGUACAUGACCUUAAUGUCACCCCUGAGGAGGGAGAGGCAGGUGGCUCUCCAUAGUGAGUUCCAGGUCAACCAGAGCAACAUAGGGAGACCCUGUCUCAAAACCAAACCAAACCAAGUGUGUGGAGAUUACAGAGAGCCUUUUCUGACGCAUCAGUGCUGAGGGUUAGACUGUUUCCAGAAGGAAACAUGAAGUAGCGAUCUCAGAACUCAAUGCAGAAUCAUGGAGUUUAAAAGUUGGAGAGUUCAUAUGGGAAAAUCUGUGUUUAAUGUUGACAAGGAAACAUUCAGUUCUUUGAUAGAAAGAAAAGAGAGAGAAUAUUUGUGAUGAUGCAAAUACUUGACAAAUCGGAAAUUCUCAGAAUUGUAUGACCUUGAAAGCAACCACGUGACAAUCCUUUUGUGUUCUUCCCUCUUGAUAGCAACCAUGAGACAAAGUCCAUACAAGACUUUUCAUGGACUUACUACGCAAAUUAGUGGGUUGCAAAUGCCUAGUUGCUUACCAGCACUCGGCUGUGUAUAGCUAGGAAGAAAACUGUAACUACCACUAUUACAAUGCCCACAGACACAUGCACACAAGUAAAAAGAAUCUCAAUUCUAGUAGAAGGUGCUAAAUGCAUCGCUCUCAUUGAAAUAACAUGGGCGAUUUUCAAGGUCAACACAAAGGUCAUUUGUAAAAAACCUAUUGUGGGGGCUUCUGAUAUUCCCUAUUCAGCAACCCAGGUGAAGUCAACAAGGGUUUAUUUUUUUCAGGGCUUGGACACUCCCCCACAGUGUCUGCAAUGAGAGAGAGAGAGAGAGAGAGAGAGAGAGAGAGAGAGAGAGAGAGAGAGAGAGAAUAUGUAAAUUUUAACUAGCAAAAAAUAAAUAACAUAUAAUAAAAAUGACUUACACUAUAAAAAGUUGGUCUUGGAUUAGAAUAAAACAUAAGGUCUGUAAGGUAGAACCCAGUACCACACAGUACACAGCAGUCUUUUCCUGCAAUGGGACUUUAAGCUUAUGACAAGGAUUUUAUUUUGUUGUUCUUGUUAAUUUUUGUUUUUGCCCAUUUAUGUAUAAAAGGAAGCUUUAUCCUGGACAUGGACUGUGUUUUAUAAUUGUAUUCAGGACUUCCUCCCUUCCCAGGUUCCUUCUAAUACAUUGGCAAGCACAUUUUUAUCUACCACUGAGAGGCACAUCUGUAUCAUGGAAUUAUUUGCAGCCUUUCCUGUUUCCCAUGGGAAUGCUUCAGAAACUGAUAGGGUCUCGUUGUUUCUGUAUUUGCAUAUUUGCUGGACAUUAAAGUUUAUUCCUGGAAAUCUAACUAUGCAAAUAGUUUGGAGCCAUUCACUCUUAAAUCAAUGGCUUAAAUAACUCCUUCUGUCAUUUGUACUAUAACUACCCCUGUGUUGCAUCGAAUUAUAUCAUGUGUUUAAUAUAAAUAAAAGUCCUUAUCAUGUGUGUUCA
This is a messenger RNA of Peromyscus eremicus (cactus mouse), 7777 nucleotides long. Its product is annotated as FRAS1-related extracellular matrix protein 2-like. The transcript has 15 exons. Gene Ontology annotation, cellular component: membrane. Lineage: Eukaryota; Metazoa; Chordata; Mammalia; Rodentia; Cricetidae. The record is from RefSeq and is a predicted model, not a curated record. Bases 26 to 2932 code for a protein of 968 amino acids. Gene Ontology annotation, biological process: cell communication.